Messenger RNA from Penicillium hordei, 2193 nucleotides. Its product is annotated as DUF726 domain protein. NCBI's taxonomy places the organism in Eukaryota, Fungi, Ascomycota, Eurotiomycetes, Eurotiales, Aspergillaceae. The record is from RefSeq and is a predicted model, not a curated record. Bases 1 to 2193 code for a protein of 730 amino acids. The transcript has a single exon.
AUGUUCAAAAAUUUCAAAAAAAAACACGGUGGAUUCUUUGAAUCCAAGCAAUCCAAUGCUUCAGAAAGCGAUCGCGGCCAAGAUCUAUCAUCGAUCUUGGACCGGUCGCAGCGUGCUGACUUAACUGUCCUCGUCGCUGAGGUAGCCGAGUCAAUGCGGGUUCGCAUUUUAGAGAUUUAUGAGCACACAAAUCCAAAAGAUAACUCUCCCAAUCGCUCGAAUCCGCGUCCAUCCCCGGAGGCGGAACGCGAUGAAGACACGCCACCCUUGCCCCCAAGGCCACAAGGCAAGGAGGCUUCAGGAAACAACGGAAGCCCACGGCAUGGCUCUAAUGGCAAGCCGUUGAGUCUUCAAGCAAAAGUCACUGCUCUCUCUGCCUUCGAGGAUUGGAGGGAUUCUGUCCUUUUGCGUGUUGGCGCGGUCGUCAAUAAAGAUGACGAUGGUCAGGGGGAAAGGGAAGGCCAAGAAGAGCUGCAGGACGCUGCCAAGUCUGAUAUUCCAUUGGAUGAGGAUAAAGAUAGAAUGGCCAAAUUACAAGAAAUAUACCAUCCUGUGGAAACACCCUUGGCUGAACUCCCUAAAGCAACAAGACUGCUUAUUCUUCACUCCCUUCUCCUUUUAAUGCUCAGCCUAGAGCACUACAGUGCUUAUUCAAGAGUCUUGAUGUUGAAUGUCACAUCCAGUCUGAACAUAGAUAUCAACAUACUCAAUCAAGACGAAGUCAGUGUCGCUCGCGGCUUGCUGCAGACAGCUUUGGCGCUUUCAGCAGACCAAGAUACCAAAGAGCAACCAAAGAAAAAAGAUGACAUGAGGAAAUGGAAAGUGGGCAUUGCAUCUGUGGCUGGAGCAGCAUUAAUUGGCCUCACUGGCGGACUCGCAGCCCCAUUGGUAGCGGCGGGCCUGGGAACUGUCAUGGGCGGAUUGGGACUUGGCGCUACCGCUGCUGCUGGGCUUCUGGGUACUUUAGCCGGGAGUAGCGUCGUUGUCGGCGGUCUGUUUGGCGCUUAUGGUGGGCGUAUGACUGGUCGCAUGAUGGAGAAGUACGCACGUGAAGUGGAUGACUUUGCAUUCAUACCGAUCCGAGGAGAACGCCGCCGGAACGGGAAAGAUAAGCAGUCUGCAGACAAAGAGUCUGCGGAUAAGAAGUCUGCUGAGCAAGAUCAUCGUUUACGAGUUACCAUCGGUGUCACCGGUUGGGUCAAGGAGGAGUCGAACUUCGUGAUCCCAUGGCGGGUGAUUGGUGCCGACUCUGAGGUGUUCGGUCUUCGCUGGGAGAUGGAGCCUUUGAUGAACUUGGGUAACGCGAUCUCGGCUCUUGUGACUAGCGCAGCAUGGUCAGUUGCCGGACGUGAAGUCUUGGCUCGUACUGUCUUCUCCACGAUCAUGAGCGCGGUGAUGCUUCCCUUGGGUCUUAUGAAAGUCGCUGGCGUCGUUGACAACCCGUUUAGCGUGGCAAAAGCCCGCGCCGACAAAGCUGGUGAGGUUCUCGCUGAUGCCCUGAUCAACAAAGCCCAGGGAGAACGACCCGUGACCCUGAUGGGGUAUUCUCUGGGAUCUCGGCUGAUUUUCUCCUGCCUCCAAAGUCUAGAAAGGAGAAACGCCUACGGCCUGGUCGAGUCGGUCAUUGUGAUGGGCUCACCCACCCCUUCAGACACAGAAGACUGGCAAAGGAUUCGCAGUGUCGUAAGCGGACGUGUUGUGAACGUGUUCUCUGAGAAUGACUCUGUCCUGGCUUUCCUCUACCGAACAAGCAGCCUUCAACUCGGUGUCGCCGGAUUGCAGCCAGUUGAAGGUGUUCCAGGUGUUGAAAACCUCAACGUUAGCGAAAUGAUCAGCGGCCACCUGCGGUACCAGUUUCUGCUUGGCAGAAUUCUGGCUCUUAUCGGGCUUCAGGACCUUGAUCCUAGCGAGAUUGAGCGCGAAGAAGCUGCUCUCGCUGACGAGGACAAGCGACAGGAGAAGGAGCGGUUGGAGAAUGAGCGUGUGGCUGGUGUUAAAGACCGGGAAUCAUCUGAUGCUCGUAAGACCCUGAACAGCGAAGAUGGCUUUGGGGAAGAUGCACGGUUGCAGAAGAAGGUCGAGGCGCAGACUCAGGAAAACAUGACGACGCACCGGAUUGAAAUGCUUGAUAUAGACGACUAUGAUUAUUCAGCGCCGUUGAAGGAUGAUCCCUCAAAGCAUUCUGCCCUCUAA